Molecule: messenger RNA, 1964 nt
Organism: Phlebotomus argentipes
Lineage: Eukaryota; Metazoa; Arthropoda; Insecta; Diptera; Psychodidae
Product: progestin and adipoQ receptor family member 3
Exons: 6
Coding region: 401-1564 (387 amino acids)
Cellular component (GO): membrane
Molecular function (GO): signaling receptor activity
Source: RefSeq, a predicted model, not a curated record
GCACCUCAAUUUUCCCCAUUUGAGCGGCUCACGUGAAGGCGCAGUGGGGCAGUGUUGGUGAAGUGGGGAACUCUGUGUGCGUACAAGUGGAAUACUUGGUCUCUAUGUACUUGACUUUCAAGUCUCGGUACCAGAAAGUUGCCAACAGUUUCGACACACGCAGCUCAGUGUUUCAAGAAAGCGCGCCUUGGCCAGUUCCUCGCACAACUUCUGUGUGCGUUGCACCAGUGCAAAUCGCAAUAAAUAGGAGAGUGACCCUAAUUUGCAUUAUAGCAUCCAAAUCAGUGAUUGACUUCUGCAUUAGUGGAGAUUUGUGACACAAACGCCGAUCGCGUUUUACAUAAGUUCUCCUCGUCAGUGCUGAGCAAGUGUGAUUUGCUUGGAGAGCAAUUCCGAGAGGAUGGGCGAAUUCAAUCUCAUGAAGGCUCACAUAAUAGCAUCAAUAGAUGGCCACAGCAGCUGUAUUCACCGCCGAGCCGCGAAGAACAAUGUGUCCUCCGUGGAGCCGGCAGUUCUUAUGGAAAAUGGCACGACCAAGAUGAUGACGGGCAAUCUCACGGCGGAGGAAAAACCACAGAUAAAGGCUGAAAAUAUCAACGCAGUGUGCAGUGAACACCAAAUAGCAGUGAAUGAGUACAAAAAGUUGCGGAAACUCUUACGAUAUGACGAGGCGCCAAAAUACCUGCAAUUCAACUCCUACAUUCGCAAUGGAUACAGAAAUCUACUUCCAACCAAAUUGUGCCUUGAGAGUAUUUUCUGGUGGACCAAUGAAACGAUAAACAUUUGGAGCCACAUCUUCGGGUGGUUCCUGUUCCUUGGACUUAGCUUCGUCGACAUCACCUUCCUCAACAUUCACGCCACGACGCAGGACAAGAUUGUGGUGUGCGCGCUGCUGAUCUGCUUCCAGAUGUGCAUGAUCCUCUCGUCCGUCUAUCACACUUUCUCCUGUCGAUCGGAAAAGGACUACGACUGCUUCCUGGCGUACGAUCUAUUCGGCAUUGCGCUGUCGCUCUUCGCAAUCUACAUUAGUGGCAUUUACUAUGCUUUCUGGUGCCAUGAUAAUUUAAGGAAUUUCUACAUUUUUACGGUUGGAGCAAUUUUCAUUACGGCUUUGAUUCUGCAAAUACCCAAACUGAAAGUGCACUCAAACGUGAAGAUGCUGAUGUUCGUCGCCUGGGCAGCUUAUGGUGUUAUUCCAACUAUUCACUGGACCAUCGAAAUGGGCGGAUUUGAGAACACCAUGGUUCGGCUUCUUAUUCCACGUGUCAUUGGAAUGUACAUAAUUGUCGGCCUGGCGUUCCUCAUCUACAUCACUCGCAUACCUGAGAGAUGGUUUUCCGGGAAGGUAGACUAUCUGGGUCAUUCUCACAACCUGUGGCACAUCCUUGUUGUGUGCGCUCUCUACUAUUGGCACAACACAGGUGAGUUUUCCGCGCUUGGUCACGCAAAGAAAAAAAAAAAACAAACAGAUCUUCACUCUUUGUCACUGGCAUUUUCUUUCCUGUUUGAGAAUGUGCAUUUUGACCGUUUUUCUUCUUUCUGCCUCUGUCAUGUCGCUAAAUAACCAAAAGCUUCUCUUUGUCACCUUUUUCCUAACACCAUUUCUUAACCACACAUGCAAACUGAAAAAUUUUUUAUUCCCCUCCCAUUUAGGAAUGAUGUACGCAAUACAUAUGAUUGAAAACGGAUGUUUGGAGGAAAGAAUAAAAUGCUAUCAAGUUCCUUCAGACGUAACACUUUCUUCAUAAAAGCUUCUAUAUCCUAUUUCAUAGUAUGUCUUUGCUGUUUAUUUUUCUUCAUUUUUUAAUUAGCAUUAUUAUUCAAAAUUAAACAGAGAGUUAAUCAAAUGCUUCUGUGUCAUGAAAUCUAAGUGUAUUGUUUAAGAGCGGAGGAUAAACUGAUGCCUUGUGUAUUUUACUGUUUCAGGUAUGAUUUACGUUGAAUUUAGGAUGAACCAUGGAUGU